This is a messenger RNA of Aquila chrysaetos chrysaetos, 1349 nucleotides long. RefSeq names its product claudin 34 (gene CLDN34). Bases 284 to 928 code for a protein of 214 amino acids. The transcript has 3 exons. Lineage: Eukaryota; Metazoa; Chordata; Aves; Accipitriformes; Accipitridae. Gene Ontology annotation, cellular component: bicellular tight junction; plasma membrane. Gene Ontology annotation, biological process: cell adhesion; bicellular tight junction assembly. Gene Ontology annotation, molecular function: structural molecule activity. The record is from RefSeq and is a predicted model, not a curated record.
UUGCACGGGCAUUAUUUUCCACCUCUCUUCUGGAACUUGCUUCAUCCAGCUGACACUGCUUCAAAGUCUUAGGCAACUCUCAGACUCACAGAAGAAAUCAGUCCUAUUGGAGAUACAUAGAUGAAUGGGGAGGCCAAAACGAUAAAAUUGCAGAUGUUGCCGUGUUUGGCUGGCGUCAAAACUCAUUUUGUCCCAUCCUGUUAUCACUGGCAUCAGCUUCAGGACUGAAUGCCUCUCUUCGCAUGGCAACCGUGUCCGGGACAGAGUAGAAGACCUCCAGAGGAUGAGCUCCCUGGCCCGCAGCUCGCACCUCCAGCUAGCCGCCUUCGCUCUGGGUACGGUAGGCUGGAUCCUGUGCACCAUUUCAAUGGGAAUUGUGGAGUGGAGAGUGUGGCAUGUGGACAACACCACUAUCAUCUCCUCUGGCAUUGCCUGGGUGGGGAUUUGGAAAGUCUGCUUCAUCAGUUACCUUCACGUCUCGCCUGGCUAUAAAGAACAGUUCUGCCAUAAAUUCAGUGGCUAUGACUCCUCCAUCCCCCACGAAAUUUAUGCUGCUCAGGGUCUCCUGUUGAUCGCCAUGUUCAUGGGCUUGCUGGGAGUGACUGCCACAAUAUUUGCUCUGAGGAAUGUUUAUAUGGGAGUCACUCGCAAAACUCUCAUUACCCAUUUCUUCCUGGCGGGUGGCUGCUUUUACAUACUCGCUGGUCUGUGCGUCCUGAUUCCCGUGAGCUGGAAUUUCUAUUCUGUAACGCACAACCAGAGCAUCGCUUUUCCUCCUUCUUACUACAUGCCCUCCAGCCCAGCGGCGCAGGAAGCUGGUGCUGCCAUUCCUAUCGGGAUUGUAGCUGUCAUCCUCCUGCUGCUGAGUGGGACUUUUUCUCUCUCGUACAGAUUUCCAGCGACCGCAAACACUAUCACAAAAUCCUGACAGGAUAAAUCCCUCCCGUGCUGUUUCAGAACAAGAGCACAGUCAAGAGAUAAGGACAGCAGCAUGAGCGAUUUUAUAGUCAAGGAACUGCAGAAUUUAAUUUUAGUCUAUAGCAGCCACACUAUUUUGUUAUACGAACCAGCUGAAUUACAGUCUUAGUUGUCACAUAUAUAACCAGAGGUUCGUCUUUGAGAUAAUUGCUGUUGAGCAGCAACUGCGAUUAAGUUUUACCAGUUGUCCUCUUUUGUAUAUACAAACAUUAUUGAUUAAUUUAUUUUUUUGUGUAAGAUAUUUAUCAUGCUCAAAGAGCUGACUCUGAACUACUGUCCUGUUAGAAAAACGUGAAAUAAGACGUAUUAAAUGUGAACUUGUUUCCUUGUUGGUACUAAACUAUUUUGUCCAUUAUUUAAUUACAUCUGUA